This is a messenger RNA of Suillus paluster, 1956 nucleotides long. RefSeq lists its product as uncharacterized. Lineage: Eukaryota; Fungi; Basidiomycota; Agaricomycetes; Boletales; Suillaceae. The transcript has 13 exons. The coding region runs from base 1 to 1956 and encodes 651 amino acids. The record is from RefSeq and is a predicted model, not a curated record.
AUGAAAAACGGCAAGUUUGUGAUACCUGCGGAUGCAGUUUCAAGCCGAAAGGCUUCAACAGUCAUCAAAGAGCCUGCGAGUGACAUGCAAGAGAGUCUGAAGAAGAUGCAGAGCAAUGGGCUUCGAUCCCACAUGUACAAGCAGCUGCUGUGCCAGCCCUGUCCAUACGAGCUGCGCAUGGCGAUGGACUACAACUAUGAUCACGAUAACGACCAUUAUAACGCCGAUGUUGACAUGUCAUCAGAUCGCUCCAACUCGGAGCCUGAUGUCGAUGUCCCUGGACCCGCUAUUGACGAUAUCCGCACUGAAUUUCACCCACAUCCACCCCACCCAGAACACCAGCCCUGGCUUCCAUUUUCAUGUCGACUUGACUUUGAGGUUGCUGAAUUGGCACACGAGGCUGCACUCACCCAUGAGCAAACAACACGCCUUAUCUGGUUGGUUCAACGCAGUAAGAGCGAAGUUUUCACGCUUAAAAAUUAUGCCGAUGUUCGGAAUACUUGGGAAGCGGCGUCUCAUCGAUUGACACCAUUUGAAAAGGAUACUGUUGUGGUUCCGCUCGACGGUACAGACAAGGAAUACACAGUUUACUUUCGCCCCCUUUGGGAUUGGGCAAUUGAUAUUCUGCGACAUCCCAUCAUCGGCCCGCAUUGCGUUUUUGAUGCCCAACGGUUAUCAAAAUUUGAUGGAGACACGUUCAUCAGGUUCAUCGAUGAACCAUGGACGGCGGAUGUGUUCUGGGACUGCCAGUCUCAGAUACCUCCUGACGCGAAACCAUUAGCGUUUAUUUUGUAUGCUGACAAGUCAAAACUAUCAUCAUUCGGUUGCGAGAAAGGAUAUCCCGUAAUCGCUCGCCUAGCAAACCUUCCCGUCGCCAUCAGAAACGGAAGCGGGAUGGGUGGGGGCUGGGUGGUUGGGUGGCUCCCAUUGGUCAAAGAGGACCCGAAAUACAAAGGUACACCACAAUUUGCCAACUUCACAGUAGCUGUAUGGCAUGCGUCCAUCAAGAAGGUUCUCGCAUCAAUUGUACCACCUUCGAUAAGUGGCCGAUGGGCAAAUUGUUGGGACAAUAUUGCAAGGCUCUUCUAUACCCUGGUGUUGAUACUGUCCGCAGACUAUGAGGAGCAGAGUGUAAUGUCACUCACUUGGGGUGUUAUGAGCAACUUUCUGUGCCUGAUCUGUUUGAUUCCUGGAGAUGAAUUAGCUUCCAUCAUGCCUCAUAACUAUGCUCUUCGGACAAGCCAGGCAACAAACACCCUUUUGAUCGAGGCAAGGGCGGAGCACCGUAAGGGACGACAGGAGGCAAUACUUAAGAGUCAGUCAAUUCGUGAUGUUGAUAACACAUUUCAUGACAUGAAUCUGAAGACUACUGACAUACACUGCGCGCUAUGCUAUGACCAACUUCAUGCUGUCCUUCGGGGUCUCUUCAGGGAUCACAUGUGGCCAGAACUACAACUACUAAUUGGCCUUUUGGGACGCAACCCCACCAUGAAAAUUGACCAGAAUUUUGAUGCACUGCCUCGUUGGCAGAAUUUGAACCAUUUCGAUGCUGUUAUGUCUAUAUCAUUCACCGACAGAAGUAAAUAUGAAGAUAUUUUCAAGCUGAUUACAUUCACGGCUCAUGAUGUUCUUCCAAACACUGACGAAAGUAAAGUUGCUUACCUUCUCCUUCGAUGUAUCUGUGCAUACCUCGACGUGGACCUGUAUGCAGCACUUGAGGUACAGACCACAACAACAAUUGCGGGAGGACGAGAAGCCCUUGAAAAAUUCUCCAAGCUAAUGAAUAAAUAUAUCGAGAAGUCUCAAGCUAUACGGCCAGACAAGAACUGGUCAUUUCCGAAGAACCAUCUAGCUGCCCACCUAUUUGACGACAUCGAGGCUAAGGGAGUGACUCGCAACUACAACACAAAGCCGAACAAGAAGUGUCACGGCCCCCUGAAGGAGUCAUAUCAAUGA